AUGGCUCUAACCCUCCUCCGAGGGAUGAGGACGCCAGUCUCGUCCAGCUCAAACCCCGGCCUCUUCUUCACUGUUCUACGGCCUCGGUUGUCCCGCUUCACGGCUAGGGCGGAGAGUGCACAGGCCACCGAGCCCAAAGCGGCGCCCAGCAGGUCAAUUCAGCUGGCGACCAAGGAGGCGGCUGAGCAGAAGACACAGGGCUUCGAAGCCGUCAUCGGGAUUGAGACCCAUGUCCAGCUCUCGACCGUCACCAAGGCGUUCUGCUCCUGCCCGUACAACUACGGUGCCCAACCCAACAGCACCGUCUGCCCCACCUGCAUGGGCCACCCGGGGACGCUGCCGCUGGGUCUCGCCCUCAACUGCGAGAUCUCGAUGACGUCCAAGUUUGAUCGCAAGCAGUAUUUCUACCCGGACCUCCCCAAGGGGUACCAGAUUUCGCAGUUUGACAUCCCCAUUGCCAAGAAGGGUUAUGUCGAUUUGGACCUUCCGGUGGAGUUUGGUGGUGGGCAUAGGAAGUUUGGGAUCACAAGGGUUCACAUGGAAGAAGAUGCAGGCAAGCUGCUUCAUUCUGAAUCCAGCAGUUACUCUCAGGUUGACCUAAACAGGGCUGGUGUACCUUUGCUUGAAAUUGUCUCAGAGCCAGACAUGAGAACAGGGAUAGAGGCUGCUGAGUAUGGUGCUGAGCUGCAAAGGAUCGUUAGGUACCUGGGAGUGAGUAAUGGUAACAUGCAAGAAGGUUCCCUUCGUUGUGAUGUGAAUGUUUCUGUUCGACCAGUUGGGCAAUCAGAAUUUGGUACAAAGGUGGAAAUAAAGAAUAUGAACUCAUUUUCUGCGAUAAAUAGGGCAAUCGAUUAUGAGAUUUCCCGGCAGAUUCUGCUCCAUAAAGAAGGCCAGGCUGAUCAAAUUGUACAAGAAACCCGUCUGUGGGAUGAAUCUUCUCAGAAAACUUUUACAAUGCGAAAAAAGGAGGGACUUGCUGACUACAGAUAUUUUCCAGAACCUGAUCUUCCUGAAGUAGUUCUCACUAGUGACUAUAUUAAUGAAAUCAGCAAGUCAAUGCCAGAGCUUCCAGAAGCAAAGCGUAGGCGUUAUGAGAAUAUGGGACUCAGUAUGCAAGAUGUUCUGUUCCUUGCUAAUGAUGAUACUAUUGGUCAUUUCUUUGAUUCUACUCUUGAGCAUGGUGCUGACGCAAAGCUGGCUGCCAACUGGAUCAUGGGUGACAUUGCUGCUUAUCUCAAAGAUGAAAAAGUCUCCAUUGAUGAAAUUAAAUUAACACCUCUAGAGCUUUCUGAACUGAUAGCAUCCAUUAAGAAUGGAACUAUAAGUGGGAAGAUCGGCAAGGAGAUACUGGCCGAGCUCAUUGCCAAAGGUGGAACAGUUAAGGGUGUGAUAGAAGAGAAAGAUUUGGUUCAGAUAGCAGAUCCAGCAGCAAUCGAGGUAAUGGUAGAUAAAGUAAUUGCUGAUAAUCCAAAGCAACUUGAGCAGUACCGUGCUGGAAAAACUAAGCUACAAGGAUUUUUUGCUGGCCAGGUGAUGAAAGCAUCGAAGGGCAAGGCCAACCCAGUUCUGUUGAAUAAAAUCCUUGGAGAGAAACUGAAUGCCAAUUAG
Molecule: messenger RNA, 1608 nt
Organism: Miscanthus lutarioriparius
Lineage: Eukaryota; Viridiplantae; Streptophyta; Magnoliopsida; Poales; Poaceae
Source: the annotation of a GenBank genome assembly